AUGUCCGUCAGUGAGGAAGAAAUACUUGUGAGCGGGGAUAGGCCAGAUGAUCCGACGGAUGAAGAAUCACUCGACGAGAAGAAACCCGCUCCAACCUGUCGUAUCUGUGAUCAAAUUUUCAUUUUCAUUUUCAUUCUCUCUCUCUCUCUCUCUCUCUCUCUCUCUCUCUCUCUCUCUCUCUCUCUCUCUCUCUCUCAACUUCUUUUCUUCCUUUUUUUCGUACAUGUGUAUCUCUUCUUGUUUUCCAGCUUUUUCGCCUUCUUUGUAAUCUAUCUUUUUCAUCCAAAUUGUCUUUUCUCUUCUUGUCAUUCCUCUUUGCUGUCAUCCUCCUUUCUGACCUUGUUCUUUUCUCGUUUUUUUGUUUUGUUGGUAUCUUCUUUUCUUCAUUUCCAUUGCAAUUUUCACACUGUUUGCUUUUGUGUCAAUUACUUAAUAUUUUAUUGCCCUUCUUUCUUUCUCGUCAUUUUAUCCUUUCUUUCUCAUCUUUUCUGUUCCUCUUCUUCUCGUCUUUUCUCUUUUUCUUUGUCCUUACUUUCUCGUCUUUUCUUUGUCCUUUUUGUUGAGUUUUUUUUUGUCCUCUCUUUUUCAUCUUUUUUUCCUUUCUUGUUCAUCUUUUUUCUCCUUAUUUUAAGGUCUUUUUGUUCUCUCUUUCUCGUCUUUUUAUCCUUUCUUUUUGUUCUCUCUUUCCCAACUUUUUUUUACUUUCUUUCUCAUCUUUUUUGUCCUUUCUUUCUCGUCUUUUUUUUUUCUCUUUACUUUCUCAUAUUUUUUCUUUCUUUUUCAUCAUUUUUUUCCUUUAUUUUAUCGUCUUUUUGUCUUGUUGUUCUCGUCUUUUUUGUCCUUACUUCCUCGUCUCGUUAUCCUUUCUUUUUUAUCCUUUCUUUCUUAUUUUUUUCUUCUUUCUUUCUUUUCUUUUCUGUCCUGCUUUUCUUGUCAUUUAUUUUUGCCUUUCCCUCUCCUGCCUUUUGUAUUGUCAUUUCUUUCUUAUCCUUCCUCUCUAUUACGUCCCUUUUACUCUUUCAUUCUCUUACUUCCCAUAUUCCCUCGGCAUUACUUUCCUUCUCCCUUUCUGAUUUGAAACUCUUCUCUCCUACAUCUUCUUGUUCCCCUCUUUUUAGGCCUGCUUAUCACCCAAUUCUCUGCUGGGUUAAAUUUUCUAGUUUUCUACUCCUUUUUAAAUCGAAUUACACGUCGUCUUCUCCUCUUCUCCUCAUCCAAAGUAAAUUUCUUUUUCUUAAGCUAAGUGUCUCUUCUUUAUUUCUCUUAGAUUUAUUUAAAUCACUUUUUUUCACGACGUUCUGCUUCCAUGUUUCACUCAAAUUAUUUUUUUCCUAUUUUUCUUAUAUUAUAAUCCUGCUACUGCUUUUACUCUCAUAUUUAUGCACCAAAACAUCCAUAAAUAUGCAGUUUCUCUCUCUCUUUCGUCUCUGCCAUUCUCUUCAUCUGUCCCCUUCUGUCUCUGUCAUUCUCUCUCUACUCUUUAAUUGGCAUUCGCUCUCUCUCACACACACUCUCUCCUCUUUCGUCUCUGUCAUUUUCUCUCUCUCUCUCUCUCUCUCUCUCUCUCUCCCAUCAUUUAUCCGUCUCUUCUCUUUCAGCUGUCAUUAUCUAUCUCUUUUCCCUUUAAUAUCUGUCAUUCGCUCUCUCUUAUAUCUGCCAUUCUCUCUAUCUAUCUGUAUUCUUCUCUGUCAUUCUAUCUUUCUCCUGUCUCGUCUUUGUCAUUAUCUCUUUCUCUCUUUUCCCUUUAAUCUCUGCCAUUCACCAUCUCACGUUUCUGUUAGGCUCUCUCUGUCUCUCUGCUCCUUUCUCUCUCUCACUCUAUCUAUCUAUCUAUCUAUCUAUCUAUCUAUCUAUCUAUCUAUCUAUCUAUCUAUCUAUCUAUCUAUCCUCUUUGUCAUUCAGUAUCUCUCUCUCCUCUUUUAUUGUGACAUUUUCUUCGUCUCCUUUCAUCUAUGUCAUUAUCUCUCUCUUUUCUCUCUAAUCUGUCAUUCGCUCUCUCUCUCUCUCUCGUGUCUGAAGUCUCUAUCUAUCUCUCGUCUUUUCUGUAAUUCACACUCUCUCCUCUUUCUUCUCCUUCAUUCUCUCUCUCUUCUUUCAUAUAUGUCAUUUUCUCUCUCUUUCUCUCUCUCUUUUUUAUUUUUAAUCUCUAUCAUUCGCUCUCUAUCUUUCCUCUUUGUCACUCAGUCUCUGUCUCUCUUCUUUCGUCUCUCAAUAUCAUUAUCUCUCACUCCCCAUUUGUCGCUGUCAUUCUAUAACUCGCUCCUCUUUUUUCUUGCAAAUUCUUUCUCUCCCCACUUUAAUUUCUGCCAUUCCCUCUCCCUCUGCUAUUUCCUUUCUGCUAUUACCACUCUCUUCCCUCUCACAUUCUCUCUCCUCUUUUUCUUAUACCUAACUCUCUCUGUCAUUCUCUCUUCUUUUACAUUUCUUUCCCCUCUCUCUUUUUUAUCACUCAUUCUCUGUUUUUUUUACCCUAUUUUUCUAUACACUUCCCUUUAUAUCUCUCUAUUUACUCUUCUCUGUAGCACGCUCUCUCUCUCUCUCUCACUCUCACUCUCACUCUCACUCAUUCACACUCUCUCUCUCUCUCUUUUAUUCUCUCUGUCUCAGCGUCUGGUUUUGUUCUUCCGACCCAUUCCUAUUUAUUUCAUACCUUUCUCUGUCAUUCUCUUCAUCCAUUCUUUUUCAUCUCUGUCUCUGUCUCUCUCUCUCUCUCUCUCUCUCUCUCUCGUCUUUCUUCUCUGUCAUUAG
Molecule: messenger RNA, 2748 nt
Organism: Acanthosepion pharaonis
Lineage: Eukaryota; Metazoa; Mollusca; Cephalopoda; Sepiida; Sepiidae
Source: the annotation of a GenBank genome assembly